This is a messenger RNA of Biomphalaria glabrata, 10460 nucleotides long. RefSeq names its product XK-related protein 6-like. Gene Ontology annotation, cellular component: plasma membrane. The transcript has 4 exons. The coding region runs from base 1253 to 3091 and encodes 612 amino acids. The record is from RefSeq and is a predicted model, not a curated record. Lineage: Eukaryota; Metazoa; Mollusca; Gastropoda; Planorbidae. Gene Ontology annotation, biological process: engulfment of apoptotic cell; phosphatidylserine exposure on apoptotic cell surface; apoptotic process involved in development.
GAUAGCAGGAGUAUUCAUUAUUAAAUUCAUGAUAGUUUGUAGCCACCUCAAAAUAUACACUGAUAACAUUGAUGCCUAAACAACUUAGAAUUGGAAGAAUUCGUAGUCUACCGUCUAUAGACUCUAGAUCUAUAUCUAUGAAUCUAUGUAUAAUACUAAUAAUAGAUCUAGAAGCAGUUUGACUAGUUUAUUGUUAGACUUAUAUUACCGUUUCAAUAUAGAAAAAUUCUAGAUAGAUACUUAAAGUAUUACUUAGGCUUAGGAUACUAGUUACUAGAUCUAGGUUAUACUAUAGUACUUAUAGGUAUCAUCAUCAUGAAUCUAGACUUAAAUCUAGAAUCUAGCUAGACUAACUCACUAAGACUCAAGACUAACUCUAACUCUAGACUAGUGUGUAGUAAUACUAUAAUAAAUUACUGUAACUAUUAGUAUUUAAAGUAGUACUAUUAGUUACUAUUACAGUACAGUACUACAGUAACAGUACUCUAGUCACAUAGUGAAUGAUAGUGACUCUACUAAUGAUGACUAAUCUACUCUCUAGAUAGAUUUACUAGAUUCUCAUUCUAGAUCUAGAUGACUGAGUCGACUGAGUAGAUGAUCAUGAUAGAUCUCAUCUAGAUGAGUAGAUCUCCAGCUAUCAUUCAUGUCGUCUAUACAGUAUAGUGACAGUAUGCUCUAUUAACUCUACUCUAUAGUAAAAUAUACUGACUAGAAAUAGAUCUAGAUCUAUAGUUACACUAUAGCAGAUCUAGACCUUCACGACAGAUCUCAGAAUCAGAUCAAGACCAAGUCAAUCAAGAAAUAAUCAAGAUCAUCUGAAUUCUGAUUGAAAUUGUACAUGACGUGGUCAUAUUCAAGAUAUUGAUGAAUGAUCAUAAAUUGAUAAAUUUUCUAGUUUACAAUCUACAUAAUAAAUAACAAAUGAAAAUGAAGGAUUGAUGAUGACAAUGUCAAUGUUGAGAUAGUAGAGCAACAUUCACAAUGAUGAUUCAUUCAAUUGACUUAUAGAUAUAUGAUACUGUAACAGACUAUGUUCAUAAUAUUUAGAUCUAGAAUCUAAUAUGGAUGGCUACUUACUAGACUCCUGACUUUAAUUUUACUGGAGUUUACUAGAAACCAGAUCUUACUAAUGUUAAUAGCUGCACACAGCCUUGGCUCAUUAAUAAUAAUGUUAUAGCUAUUUUGUUUGAGAUAAAUUUCUACAUACUUUUGGUGCUAAAUCAAUUCUUUAUCAAUGUAGUUUACUAUAAAAAUGUCCUCAAGAGGAGGUCUUCAGUGGCAAAGAUCACGUUUAAAGGUAGUUUGGUCAAGACGAAAUGAUUUCUCAAAAAUGAGUGACCAUCCCAAUGAUAAGCUUGAAAUGGAUCAAGAACUAGAUGACAGUUCUAGUGAAGAGGACAAUGAUUUUAAAGCAUGUUUCAUUGAUAACAAAGAUUACCACAAUGAAAAUGGGAUUGGAAGAAAUAUUGAAAGAGGGAAUAAAAUUAGGCCAGUUAGAUCAACACUAUACAAUCAUAAUGGAGCAAUAGAAAAACUUGUUUCUUCAGCUGACCAUGACAUGGACAAAGAUUCAAGUGAUAGAAACCAAAAUGCAGAAAUCACCAGUGUCCACAUUUUCAUAGAAGAUGGUAAAGCCAUUGAACUUUCAGGAGGUAAAGAAGAUGAAGAACAAAAUGAUUUUGUUGAUAUGGCACUGUCAAGAGAUGGUUUCACGGAUAAAACUGAUUUGGCCCUAACAAGGGGUUCUGUAGAUAUCAAGAAAUUAAAGAUAGCACUUUCUCGACCAGAUGUGACCAAAAAUUCUGAAACAUUUGAACCUCCUGUAAAAUUCGGCUGGUUUGAUAUGCUUAUCGGCAUUUUAUCCAUCGCUGUUUUUCUUAUUGACAUUGGUACUGAUAUAGAAUUGGCAGCUCAUUAUUUCAGAGACAAAAGUUUUCGCUAUGGCAUAGUCACUGCAGCGUUAAUUAUUAUACCUUCAUUAAUCACUUGCUUGUUAGGCCUGCAUUGGUAUAUUAUUGAUUAUAGAAAGGAAAAGCAAGUAGUAGAAAAAUUAAAAAGAAACAAAAGGAAGCCUUACAAGAUUCCAACCUACAUUUGGUUUUUAAGAAUCUUCUUCACUUUACUGAUGUUCGGACCUGUUGUUAGAGUUGUGGAGUAUUUGUACUGUGGAGUUAAAAGUCAGAAUAAAAGGCUAACACCUAAAGAGAGAAAACGAUUUUACAGAUUCAUGAUGUAUGAAGAUGUUGACAGCUGCCUUCUUCGCAUUUUUGAAAGUUUCUUAGAAUCAGCCCCCCAGUUGACAUGGCAGCUGUACAUUGCUAUUGAGUCCAAACCAAAAGAGGAUGCUGUUGGCUCUUCUAUUCGAGUCAUUGCCUUGUUGUCAUCCUGGGGAAGUCUGGCCAUAUCACUUAUGUCCUACCAAAAGUCUCUUCGUAAUUCUCAUGAAGAGAAAGCUAAGAUGAGCCUGAUCAGCCUUCCUUUCUACUUUAUAUGGAGAGCUAGUGAGAUUGGAGGAAGAGUUUUGUGCAUUGCUAUGUUUGCCUCUGCUUUCGACUUGUGGGUGUUUGGUCCUCUUGUGUUCCACUGGGUCUUCAUGUCUGGAUGGCUUAUCUUACAGAGGACAGCAUUCUACAAGAACAAAUGCUUGGAGAAAGUCUUCAACAUAAUCUGUGGGUAUGUAAUGGUGUUCUGCUUUUUAAAUCUGCGUGAGGGUCAGACCAGAUUCAGAGUGAUUCUGUUUUAUUUUAUUGUUUAUGUGGAGAACUUCUUCAUGCUAGCCCUCUGGUUUCGCUUCACUCAAGACCUUGGCGCUUGGUUUCAUCUUGGAGGUUUCAUUACUGUGAUGCUGCUGUUUCUUGUGCAUGUAGUUUUCCAGCUGGUGUACUAUCGCUUCUUUCAUCCCACAAAGGACAUCAAGCUAUGCUUGCCCUGUGACAGAUAUGUCAUUUACAGCUCUAUAUGUCAUGACAUCACAGAACCUAGAGGACCAGAAACUAGAGAGAGCUACACAGUUGCAGAGGUUAUUGUUGAUAACAACACUUCUGAUAGAAGACAAAGCAGUUCUAAAAGCUCACACACUUCUAUGGUGUAGACUUAUGGAUUGGACAUUGGAAUAUAAUAAAGUGUGAAUUUUUUAUAUUUUGUAUCAGAAACAUCUUGAAUAAUUUUUACUACUGAUCACAACAUUAUUUGUAAAGGCAUUUAUUUAUUUAACACUUAGAAUUUAGAUACCGGUAAAAAUAAAUAUUAUUUAUCAUUUUGCUAAACACUUUUUUUAAUGUUAGCUUUUUCAUCAAUCAAUUUAUUGUCAAACUUUUUGCUAUGGGCUGAAAUUGAAAUAAAAUUGUUAUAAUGUAUUUAUUCUAUGAAAACUUGCUGACCAUAUUUACAAAAUAAUGAUAAGGAGUGUCAUAAAAUGGUUUUAUCAUUUAAGACAUUGAUUAUUUGAAUCAAGAGUUAAAAAAAAAAAUUAAAAAAAAAAUUGUUUUCACUGAUUCAUAUAGUUUGUUAAAGGGCAGCGAAUAGCACAUCAGACUUUUCUAGUUUAGUAGACUUGCAUUCAACAUUAGCACAUCAGACUUUUCUAGUUUAGUAGACUUGCAUUCAACAUUAGCACAUCAGACUUUUCUAGUUUAGUAGACUUGCAUUCAACAUUAGCACAUCAGACUUUUCUAGUUUAGUAGACUUGCAUUCAACAUUAGCACAUCAGACUUUUCUAGUUUAGUAGACUUGCAUUCAACAUUAGCACAUCAGACUUUUCUAAUUUAGUAGACUUGCAUUCAACAUAACAUUAUUUUAAACAUUAAAUUAACAUUUAGAUUUAUUAUCUAAUAGUGCAUUUAAAAUCAUGAAUAACAAACACAGUCGCUCAAUUAUCUACUUGCCUACAUAAAACUAAUAAUAUUGAUAAGAAACCACAUCUUAUUUGUUCCAUUUGCCUAUGUUACAUGAUGAUGGAGUUGCUUCUAAAGAGUACCCCAUGUCAUGAAUCUAUUAAUUUAUUUUUGGGUUUAAAAGAAUAUUUUUCUUUGUCUGCUUACAAAGCCGUGCCUAAUCAUUUGUCAUCCUCUAUUUUUUAAAAAUCUUUUGGCCAACAUACACAAUGAAUGAACUAAUAUUGUUUAUGUCUAUUAUUGUAUUGCUUCAGUUGUCACUGCUCUUUUGAACUAAUAUUUAAGUUGCUUUUUGUUUCAUCAGUUUUUCAAACCUAGUCAAUGAGAGAAACUAAUGGCAUAAACUCAGAUUUUGAAGAGUUUGAAAAGUUUCCGGUGUAGAUAGAAAAGUGUUGUGUUAAAUGUUACAAUUCACUUUCAACUUGUCCUAUUGAGUUUUAUUCAAGUGUUCUCACUAUAUAUGUUGUGUCUAUUAAUGUAGAAUGCUUGAAAAGAUCAUGGUUACAAUGGCUACUUUAUUAGUUACUGUAUUUAUACAUACAUAUUUACAUAUCUUAAUUCAUGACCAAAUUGAACAGUGUUUCUUUUGUGCAAUACCAAUUUAUUUAGCACUGUUGACAUUCUGAAUGUCUAUUUUCCUUUUUAUUUGGUUUGUGGAAAAUUGUAUGCAUCAGUUAUUGAAUAGAAUUGAUAUAUACAGUUAAUUAUGUAUUGUAUUUUAUUUUAAUACUUAGACACUAUUUUGUACAAUUCUCAGAAACAAUGAGUACAGUGUUAACAUUUACAUAUCUUUUGAUUAUUUUUUAUUUAUGUGUAUGCUAGUAUCCUAUGAGCAGUGCACUCAAUGUGGCAAAAACUGUUGGCAUUCAGUUUAUAGUUGUAUUAAGUCACAGCAAGGAAACUAACCACAAGUUUUCAGCCUUCCCUGUGCUACUGAAGACUAAAGUAAGAGUGUUGAUCCAGAAUAUUUUUUUUUUCAGAAAGUUUCAUAAUUGGCUAAACUAUGUGUCUUCUUAACUAGGAUAUUUAACACAUACAUAGGUAUUCAACUCACUUUUUUAGACUGGCUGGUCUCUUAGUAUGUGAUAAUUAAAACCAAGCAGUAAACUAGACUAAGUACAUUUCAUUGGUCUUUCAAAUAAUUGGUUGAUAUAUAUCUUAGCAUAAUUAAAUAAUGUUUGAAUUUGAAAAGGUUUUCUUGUUUACAGAAAUGUUUGUAAAAUGUUGGCUAGGUCUUAACAAUUUUCUAAUAUUUGAAUAACAAAAUCUGCUGAAAAUAAUUUUUGAAUUCUCAAAAUAUCAUUUAAUCAAGGUCACUUCUGAAUUGAACCAACUGAAAAAAAAAUUGUUUUGGUCUUUUGGAUGUAACAAAAUGUUGUUGAACUUGUUAGAUCUAUGACUUCUAUGACUGAGAUAAUAACAUGCUGAUUUAUAGACCUUAUGGCUGAAUGAUAAUACUACUGGUAAUUGUGUAAAUAAAAAUAAUUCAGUCUCAUCAACAAUUUCUUGAAUUAACUUUUGUGCAGAGACAAUAUGUGAAGUCAAAUAUUUCUCUAGAGAAAGUAAAUGGUUUCUGUGCAAUGAGCCUUGGGAAAGUUGGAUUUGAUUCAAGAGUUUUACAAUGCAGUAGUAUUGUCUAGAUAUAAUCUGUAAACUAGCAUUGUCAAAUAGAAGUCUAUUUUUUUAAAACAAAAAAUAAGUAUAAAAAUAUUUAGUAUGCAUCAUGGUUUGCUUAUUUUAGGUCAUUUGGGAAAUGAUGAAAGUUGAUGGUCAUCAUCAUGUAUCUUGUAGUUAUGAAAUUCAAAAUCUGUGCAAAAUGAUGUAACCAAACAUUAUUUUUUUUUAUGUAAAUGUGUUUUUAGAGUACCAGAAAAGACAGAUUCAUCUCAUAGCAUUAUUAUCAAAUCCUCAGUGUAUAACUUAAUUUAAAUCAGUUCAUUGAAUCCAAAAGUUGUAAUCUUUUAUUUGAACUGAAACAUUCAACAUUUGUUCAGAUCAUUGAGAGAGAUUUUUUGUUAAGAACGUAAAACAAAUAUUAAAUUAAAAUGAAAUUAUAAAUUGAAUGAAUGAUUUAAAAUUCUGUUCAUAAUAUAAAUAGUAGUAGCUACAUACAGAGCAGUCUAGGUAGUGAUGCACUGUAAGGUAGGGGGUAGAACUCGUUUCCUGUUGAUUCCUAUAUACAUUAAAUAACUAGAUAGUCCAAAGUGUUAAGAGAAAACAAUGGGUUUGAUCAUCUCUCAACAUAAAAUGACUUUUUAAUUGAUAAAAACUUGCACUGUGAAUAUUAAUUUGGCUACAAAUUUCUAUUCAGUAGUUUGAUAUGAAAGUACAUAUAUAAAUAUUAGCUCUAACUGUAAGCCUAAAUCUGGCUGUGUUCAGUUUGUAUGUGUACAGUAACAGUUUCAUACUUUUAGUUUACACUUGUUUGUCAUUGUCAAUGAAUUGUAACAAUUACAUGCUCCAUCUAACUUUAGUGAGGACAUUUACAUUUGGCACUAAUGUUAUUUGUGAGGACAUUUACAUUUGGCACUAAUGUUAUUUGUGAGGACAUUUACAUUUGGCACUAAAUGUUCUUAACUCAAUAAAGUGAUGACAUUCCUAGACUUCUUGCAAUUUGUGAGGAUUAGUUUUAACAAAUAUUUUUUUAAUGUAGAGAAUGAUCCUAGACAUUGUGUUUUUGUAAUUGCUCUAUAUCCUAUUUUUUUACAAUUUGCUUGUUUCAUUUCUAGAAUUGAAUGCAUUCCUUUAAAAUGUUAUAUCCACAGUUGUGUCAUAUUUUGUUUUCAGUUCUUGUAGAAGUGUACAUUUUAUUAUGUUUUUCCUUUUAUUAUUUUAAUGCAUUCCUUUGAGUUCUGACAUUUUGUUUUUUUGUCAUUACUUAUUUAUCUGAUUAGACCACAUAUCUUUCUACUUGAAUGAGUUUAUUGCUCAACAUAAAAUCGUAGACAGUGUUUCAUGUAGCUCUAUGCUUCCUGUGAUAUUAGAUUUUUUAUUUGGUCUUUUUAAAUACUUUGUAAAUUUACUAGCUUUUCUUACUGUAAAUUAUUUGUAACUUUUCAAAGAUAUUACGCUGGAGCAGUAUUUUGAUAGUUGUAAAAAAAAACAACCUGUCUUUCACAUUAUUCUAAUGGUUAGGCCUACUAUCAAUCCGAUGAUCACCUAUUGUUAAAAAUAAAAAAUAUUUUUAGAUCAAAUUAAAUUGCUCAUGACCUUGUUGAAUAUUGUAUUGAUAUUUCCAAAUUUCAUUCAACUUUCACAUUUUUUUACUUGCAUCAGGUCACAUUCUAAAUAAAUGGAAGAGUGGGGUGGAAGUAGGUCAAAUAAAUGGAAGAGUGGGGUGGAAGUAGGUCAAAUAAAUGUACAAAUUAUCAUUCCUGUUCUUCUUGUGUUUAGAUGUGAAGACUCUUUACUGGUAGCUGAGGGUUUUUGCUUUGAGUUAUCUCAUAGUCUGAAAUUGAAAUUUAAGGAUUUCAACACUUUUUCUAUGGCUGUAAAGCAAAUCCUCCCAUUCACCUACACUGACAUUAUCUGAGACAUCAAAUGAAGACAUUUGCAUUGAUCUUCAUCUAUAACCACAUGCUUUUUAUAUUUUGUUUACCUCCUUUAGUCCUAGAAUUACUAUGGUUCAAUUUGUGGAGCAUUUUUUCAUGUGACUAGGGCCACUAUUCUGAAGAGACAUUCCCUUUCAAAUACAAGCCAGGUUAGGGUGGCAUUUGCUUUUGUGGUAGAGGAACCAGUCAUUUUUUGUUAGGCUUUUUUUUUGUCCAGUGCUGAGGCCACUUCCUUUUCACUGUUGAUAGCUUUCUUUGACACUUCUCUCCACAUAUAGCAGUCUAGGGCUAUGUCUGCUCAACAGUUGAAGCAGCCUUAGGGAAUUCACUUUUUAAUCUCUUCUAGGGACAGGUCAAUCUAGGUUUGUGGAAUACAAGUAAUAGAAUUCAUGCACAACAUUUAUCUUGUUUUCAUCAAUGAAAAUGGAAGUUGUAGUUCUUUGUGCUAAACCUUGCAGAACUAACCCACAAGCCACAAUCACAUUAAUUAGGGAGCACUUAGACUCCCUGUCCAAUUGCAAAGUCUGAGGAAAUCUAAUGCAUUCACUUGGUUAGGGAAAGUCUACAAUAAAUAAAUCUAUAUGUAACUGUGUAGGCUUCUGUAUACCAAAUAACCCUCUCCACUGUUAGCUAAAGGCAGGGAGUAACAAAUGGAGUAUUAUUAGAGCUAUGAAAACAAAAAUGAAAUUGCACACUUGGACUUUGUUGGAUUUAAUAUGGUUAGCUAUUUAGUGUGUCACUUUAGCAACAUGGAUUUAUCCCUGCUGCUCUUCUGGGGCAAAAAAGUGUAAUUAGCAUAUUUCUUGAAGGAAUGUGAGUGAUCAAUUUCCAAUUUGAAAUAGGUUGUGAAUUAGCUUUGUACUCUUUGUUCUAAGCUUUGAAAAGAUGUUACAAAAUGUACUUGUUUCUUUUUCAGGCUCAAAUAACUCUCAACAAUAUUCAACUGGUAAUAGGGGAUAGAAACUUUGAUAGUAAUCCUAAGAACUUUUAAAAAUAACUUUAAAAUGAGCAUUGGGCUUUCUUUAGAAGUGGCUGGUCUUCUUAGAAUUUAUAUGGAGACACAAAAAAUUAUCUUUAGAGGUUUAAGAUGACUGGUCCAUUAUCUGAGAUGAACUGCACAGUUGUUUCCAGAUCCUGCAGCUCUAUAUAAAGUCUUUCUUCUAUAAUUAUAAAUAGGGUGCCAUAUUUCAUUUCUUGGCUUCCACUGUUUGUAGAUUCAGACGUUUUUAUGGUUAUUUAGAAAUACAGUUAGUCUAAUGCAUUAGUUAGCUAAAUAUGUAUUUUUAACUAACAAGAAAUAUUCCCUUUAGUGAUGAGAUUCUCCUUCAUUUUUGUUGUAAUCAAGAACAUGGUGUGCUUAUUGCCUUUUUUUGACCAACUGAUAAGUGUCCAUUCAGGUAAGUCUAAGUAGCCCAGGGUCUGACUAGAAUGCCCUUGUUGACCAUCUGAUGAGUGUCCAUACAGUCUGACUAGAAUGUCUUUGUUGACUAACUGAUCAGUAUCCAUACAGGUCUAAGUACCCCAAUGUCUGACUAGAAUGCCUUUGUUGACCAACUGGUCAGUAUCCAUACAGGUCUAAGUAGCCCAGUGUCUGACUAGAAUGUCUUGGUUGACCAACUGAUGAGUGUCCAUACAGGUCUUAGUAGCCCAGUGUCUGACUAGAAUGCCUUGAUGCUGAGCAAGCAUUCAGAUAUUUUGUUUCAAACUUGGGCUUCAGGUUCAAUGGCAUUCUAAACAUAUACAAUGAAAUAAUCCCAAGACAGCUUUGAAGUCCAUUAUUGAAUCUACAACUAACCAUGUUUUGUAUUACAAUAGUAUCUUCAUCCCCAAACUUUGAUAAAAACAUUUAAUAGAUAUUUAAAUUGGACAAUGUUAUUUAUGUCAGCUAGCGCCUACAUAACAACGAAUUCACACAAGUUAAAUGCUGAGGUUAUUCAUUGCUCAAAUUUGUGUUCUCCAUUUAAACAUGAAUUUGUUUCAGUGACUGGUUACUAGGGCAUUCACUAUUUGAUAUUUGAACAUUUUAAGUUUUAAAUUUGCUAUGUAAUCAUUUGAUUAAAGUUUUAAAAAUUUGACAAUUAUUUAUGAUGAGUUGUCACAUUUAUAUUACUUUUUUUUUUUCUACAAAAUUAGUUUUAUAAAAUUUAUUUAGAUGUUGGUUGUGGGAAGUUUGGACUAGGUUAAAAUAAUGUUCAAUUUAAAACUAAAAAAUAUUUGUAAUGCAUUUAAUGUUUUAUUUUGUCAAGAAUAUUCUUUCAGUGUUUGUUUGAAAAUAACAACCUUUUUAAUUAGAAAACUUAACUAACUUCUUUUUCAAAGGUUUUUGAUGUAGAGAUUUCUCAAAUUUAGAACAUAGAUGAAAGAUGUACAGUUUAAUGUAGUUUUCAUAGUUUCUACACGUUGUGUUCUUUUGAUGUUUUUUUUUUCCCUAACAAGUGUCUUGGUAAAAUACUUCUAUGCCCCAUUGUUUGUGUCAAUUUCUAAUUUUGAGACGGAAUGGGAUUCAGUGUUGUCACUUAGAAGUAUAGAAAAGAUGUCCAUUUUUAGGGAAGAGGGGAUUGCAAUAACUAUGCACUGAUGGUGCAAUUGUAUAUUAUAGUUUAAAACUAAAAUCAAGGGUAACAACUUAUUAAAGAUCAGCCAAAAUGUGGGUACAUUAAUAUACAUUGGACUUAUUCAUUUUUUUAAAAAUUGCCAUGAAUGUCCUGUUAUAAAUAUAAUAUACUGAAACACUUUUAAAAGCUUAGAAAAUCAUGUUUAGAUUUUAUUAUCAUUUCUGAAUAGAGUAAUGAUUGUAAUGCAAUCAAAGGUGAACAGCACACAACUUUUAAAAACAUUCCUUGCGUUGUCAUUCAAUAGAUUGAACUCUACCAUUGAAAGUAGCAUAGAAAUGUUGUUGUGGUGCUUCUAUUUCCUAACUUAAAUUGCACUGUUCAUUGUUUAUAGUCAACUAUUUUUGUAAGAAUUGUAAAAAAUAAAAUGGGUGAUGUUUAAUUAAUAAACUGCUUGACCACUA